GGUGGUCGACCCGUGUGUACAAUCACUCACUACGGUGUGUGUAAUUUGCUCAUAUUUGAAAAGAAGUAUUAUUUUAUCCCGAUUACGUGAUAACGUACACCGAUCAUUUUGUUUGUUGUUAUUGUUGUCGUACAGGAAUCUUAGUGCAAUUAUUUUAGUUUAAAAAUUAGUAAAUUAAAUAAAAUUAAUUUUUCUUAAAUAUUAAGUGUUAUUUAUAUAUAUUUAUAAAUAUAUAUAUAUAUUAAGUUUUGUUGAUCGAAUCCAAAAGAUUUAUGCAAACGUUUUAAGGAGCCACUUCAAUUAAAUUAGCCUAUGCUAAAACAGGAUAAAUAGAAAAUGAAAAUGAUUUGUUUUGUCAAAAACUGGCUGUUACAACUUUCACUGAAAAAUAUAUCUGUGUGCUUCGUUAAAUGACAUCGUAAUUCAUACAUCAUAUUCAGGUUUUAUAAAAAAUCGCAAUGUUCAACUUUAUGAAAAAAAGUUCGAGUUCUCAAAAUAAUGGAGUAAACAAUGGCAGCAGUUCUGGAUAUGGAUCACAGGGUUCAAAUAAUAAUCAAGUUGAAGAGAAAGAACAAAGAAAAAAAAUGAAAAAACUGCGCAAAGAAAAAGAAAAAAAAGAGAAAGGAAGCUUUAGCAUGUCUUCUGAUGACUUAUUGAGAUUAGAUGAAGUUAGAAAAUCUCUUAAAUUACGUAGUCGACGAAAAGAAAAAGAAAAACUUCCUAGUGGUAUAACUGCAGAUUAUAGUGCUAAUUUCUUUGCACCAUUAAAUCGUGAUGAGAUUGAUGAAAUAACUAUCACACCUCCACUUCCACCCCGACGUGGGAUUUUAAAACCACCUCCUAUUUUGGAACAUGGUCCAAUACAAGAUCUUGAUUCAGAUUCUUUACUACAAACUAACACUCUUAAAAAUGAAUUGAUUGUUUAUGAAAAUGUUCCAAGAGUGUCAAGUAUUGAUAGUUUAACUGAUUCAACUACUAAUAGUAGUUUUGCUACCCCAUUUAAUUUGAGUCCCUCUGGAAAUGAAUAUUUAACUGAUGAAUUUGAUGAAAACCUAAAACUGCCUUGUGUUCCAAUAAUAAAAGUUGAACCUAGAAUUUUAGCUAUUAACAGACGAGCUGGUCCAGGUAGUGAUUUUGGUUUCUCAUUAAGACGUGGGCUUGUUUCUGAAAAUUCUUCAAAAAAUCUGAAACCUGUAAUAUUUGCUGAACCGGGACAAGAUAAAUCUCAUUUUACUGGACUUCUUCCUGGAGACAAACUAUUGGAGGUCAAUGGAACUUCAGUUUCGGAAAAAAACAGAGAUGAAAUUAUAGACAUGAUAAAAUCUUCAGAAACAUCUGUUACUGUUAAAGUGGAGCCAGUAAUAGAGCUUUUUGAAAUAAGCAAAAGUUAUCUAAAAGGUCAAACAACUAAUGGUUUUCUGACCUCUACAAAACUCGAUGUGGAUUUCAUCAAUGAUCAGCUGCCGCCAGAAGUGGAGUCCAAUGACUCUGAAGCAUUUUGGUUGGUUCAUAGCGAUGGAUUUUCACCUGUGCAAUAUUCCAAGAAGAAAAGCCAUGAUGAAAAUGGAAGGGUUUUGGUAAAAGUUUUCGGUGGAAAAGAGUACACUGUUGAUGAAGAUAGUUUGGAAAAAAUGAACCCAAUGAAAAUGCAAUUAGUUGAUGAUUUAGCACAGUUAAACUAUAUGAAUGAGUCAAGUGUAUUAAAUGUAAUUCGCAGUCGCUAUGCUUCUAAUCUUAUUCAUACUUACUGUGGACCUACAAUGUUAGUUGUGAAUCCUGGAGCUCCUCUUAAUUUAUAUACAGACAAAGUGAUGGAUAUGGUAAAAAAUCUCCAUAAGAUCAAUAAACAGCCACCUCCACAUAUUUAUGCUCUUGCUCAGUCAGUCUAUAAAACAGCUGUAACUACACGCAGAGAUCAGUCUUUGAUUCCUAUGGGAUGUCAAGCAAGUGGUAAAACAACUUCAUGUAAACAUAUUUUACAGUAUCUUUUGAAAAUUGCAGCUUCUCCUAGCAAAGUUGUUACAUUAGAAAAAUUAGACGCCUUGUGGACAGUUUUAGAAGCUUUUGGAAAUGCGGCUAUUACAAACAAUCCAAAUGCUACUAGAUCUGUGCAAUUAUUCAGUGUUGAUCUUGAUCAAGGAGGGCAAAUUGCCUCAAUGUCCAUUCAAAUGCAUUUUUAUGAUAAAUGGAGGCUUAUUGAUCACCCACCUAAUGAAUACUCAUUUCACGUAUUUUACUAUUUAUUAGCUGGUGUUGAGAAUGUUCCUAGUUUGCGAAAAGAAUUGUUACUAGAUCAAAUCACUGAUGAUUUAAAGGGAGUUGACAAAAGUCAAGCUGCGGUAGAGUUCACUAAUUUGCAGUCAGCGAUGAUGAUAAUUGGUUUUACUAAUGUAGAACUCAAAGCAAUUUUCUCAGUUUUAGCUGCUAUAAUACAUCUUAAUCACACUAAAAUUGUGAAGAAAGAUAGUAUAUACAAAGAUAAAGUACAAUGGACUUGGAGUAACUCUGAUGCUGCUAAAAGAGCUGCAAAAUGUCUUGGAGCUGGUAACUCUGAUGAUUUAUUCAGUUUAGUUUUUCCUGACCUGGAAUCAUUUGAUGAAUUUGAUAUUAGUGGUCAAUUGAAUUCUCUGAUCAUGGGGCUUUAUACGGAAACAUUUAAUUUAGUUGCAUCUAUAGUUAACAGAAAAUUAGCUCCUUCAGUGCAUUCUUUAUGUUCAAUUCUAAUACCAGAUUACCCAGGAUAUGUUAUUAAACCUCAAUCAACUUUAAACAUGUUUGAUUUUUGGACUCAUUACUUAUACGAAAAGAUAUUGUCUAGCUAUCACAGUCAUGCUGUUGUAACACCAUUAGAAAAAUAUAAAGUUGAAAAAGUUGAAACAACUGCUAGUUAUGAAGCUGAAUUUUGUGCUGAAGAUAACAUGUUAAAAUUAUUUGUUGGAGCUAAAGGAGCAAUUGGGUUUGCCCGUAGCUCAUCAAUGGUAGAUUUAAAACAUGAAGCACACCCUGGAUUACUUAGAAUUCUUGAUGAUACUGCUGGCGACACAAAAUCUACAGAUAAAGAUCUAAUUGAAAAAAUAAACAGUUUAAUUAAAGAAAAAUCAUUUUCAAAUAUUUUGAAAAAAGGUAAUCGUUCUGAUGAAUUUACUUUAGUUCAUUUUCGAGAAACAAUAUCUAGCACAUAUUGUACUAAAGGUUGGACAGAUAUGUGUAGAGAUUAUACGUCUAGGAUUGCAAUUGGUUUAUUACAUGAAUCUUCAAAUAUUGAUAUUUCAAAUGUGUUUUCUAAAAGUCGUGGUGCUGGACUUACAAGUACACUAGCUAUUGUAGAUGGAACACAAACUUUAAGACGGGUGUCUAGUAUUCGUCGAGCAACAUUCAGUAGCCUUAGCACUACAGCUACAUUAAAAAGAAAAUUAAUGUCAGUACAGAUAAGAUUUGCUGUGGAUGGUUUAAUAGAAACUUUACGUAGAACUGGACAACAUUUUGUGCAUUGUUUAAUGCCUAAAAUAGAUGCUGGUUACUCUAAUCGUACUGAUGUUGCAACUAUUCGAGUUUUUCAUUCUUUGUAUAAAUUAACUUCAUCUACUUUAAGUCCUAUUUCAAACAAACCAAAUUUAGAUUUUGUUGAUAUACCUCUACUAAGAAAACAAAUGCGUGGUAUGGAUAUAUUGCCUACAAUUCGAUUUUUCAAACAAGGAUAUCCAAUAUCAAUGUUUAUUGUGGAAUUUAUUCGCAAAUUUGCUUUAUUUUUGCCUAACAACUUUAAAAAUGAGGAUAUUAACAGUACAAUCAAAGAUUAUCGGCAAUGUGUUACUGAAAUUAUGUCUAAAGCAGACUUAGAUGAAUCAUUAUACAAGAUUGGUGUUAAUCAGAUAUUUUUUCGAGCUGGUGUCGUGCAAACACUAGAAUCUCAACGAGACGAAAAAUUAUCGGGCGUCAUUACUCAACUGCAAGCCCAGUGCCGUGGAUACUUGGCCAGGAAAGAUUUCGCCAAACUUAAAGUGAACGACAUUGCCAUACGAUGCAUCCAGCGAAACGUGAAAAAGUUCAUGUUGGUAAGAGACUGGCCGUGGUGGCGUCUUCUAGUUCGUAUAACGCCCUUGUUGAACGUGCACAGGACCGAAUACGAACUCAAACAGAAGUCCGACGAACUGGAUCAGUUGAGAGUCAGGGUAGAUAAGCUGGAACAAGAGCGAUCUCAGUUGAAAGCUGAUAACGACAGACUCGAGCAAAGAUUAGCUGACACGACUGCCGACCUGGCCGAAGAACAUUCUACCGUCACCAUGGUAUCCGAAAGGUUAGAGAUGGAAUCCGCCGAACGACAGAGACUCGAGAAAGAAUUGCAAGAGGUACAAUCGGCUAAAAACCGAUUGGCCGAGACUAACGAGCAGCUUGAAAUGCAGCUGCUUUGCUUGAGGUCGACCGAUCCUUCACUCAUGUCUUCUUCGUCGUCAGUAGCUGGUACCGUGAGUGAUGACGAUAGCGCCGUAGCUACUAGUGAUAAGGGUGACCAGUAUUAUAGGAGGAGGUACGAGAGAGUGUGUCGAGAGUUGGAUUAUGCAAAGAAAAGACUACAACAACAGCAUAACGAUGAUAUGGAACAGUUGGUGGCCAUGAAGAAACAGUUGGAGAAGAAGUUGGCCGGUGUGUAUGAAGAUGUUGAAGAACAACGUCAAAUAGUUGCUCAAUGGAAACGUAAAGUCAAUAAGUUGAACGCUGAAUCCAACGACCUAAAGCUGAUGUUAGAAGAGAGUAAUUCUAGAAACAACUUACUCGAAAAAAAACAAAAAAAAUUCGACACGGAAAUUCAUUCUCUACAAGAAGAACUCAAAAACGAUAAAGCUCUAAGAGAAAAAAUAACUAGAGAAAAAGAUAUGGCUAUUUCUGAUAAAUUUGCUAUGGAACAAAACCUAAGUAGUGUCAGAUUAGAGCUAGAACUCAAAGAGCAAAAGGUGGUAGGAUUGAACCGUGAGCUACAAGAAUUGACUUUUAAUGGUAAUACUGAAGAAGAAGUAGCAGCACUUAAACGAUCAAAACAUCAAUUAGAAAAUAAACUUAAAGAUCAAGAAGAAGAGUUAGAUGACCUUGCUGGUCAAGUUCAAUUAUUGGAACAAGUAAAAACACGUUUAGAAAUGGGACUCGAGCAAGAGCGCAAAGAACACAGAAGAGAAUUAGCUCAACGUGAACAAGAAAAUGAAGAGAUCCGUUGUUCGGCUGCUAAAAAAAUUAAAGCACUGGAAUGUGAAAUUGAAAAUGAACAUGAAGAACGCACAGCUCUUAUUAGAGAGCGACACGAUUUAGAGAGACGUUUAGUGGAUGCUGAAGACAGGGAACGAUGUCGAAGCAUGAACGACCAGGAGACAAUAGCACGCUUUAGACGAGAUAUGAAAAAGCUCAAGGCCCUAUUGAGAGAUGCUCAAACUGUUCAAGAACAGCGCAGUGAUAGUCAUGCAAAUAGAAUAGCUAUUCGACAACUCCGAAAUCAACUAGAAGAUGCUGAAAGUGCCAGAGACUCUGCAAUUAAAGCCAGAUUAAUGGCAGAAACAGAUCUAGCAGAGGUCACUGCUACACUUGAUGAAGUUCAAGCAACUAAACGGGCUUCUGAAGAACGUGCUGCUGCAUUUAGUAGAGAUAAAAAUCAUUUGCAGAGUCAGCUUGAUGAAAAUGAAGAAGAGCUAGCUGAAGUAUUGAAGAAAUAUCGAGGCACGGUACAACAACUGAGUGCUGAACAAUCCAUUCAGCAAGAACAAGCGAGUCGCAUAGCUGAACUAGAAACAGACAAGACUAAUUUGCAGGAGAGAUUAGCUGAAUUGACGUUCCGGUUAGACAAUAUGGAGACCCACGGUGAUCCAGCAGGUUCAUUGAACCUGAAACGUUUGCAAUUAAGAGUGACCGAAUUGGAAUCCAAAUUGCAAUUGGAGUUGACUACUCGUACUAGGUUAGAAGUACAAAUAACUAGGUUAAAAGAAGCAGCUGAGAGAUUAGAGAGCGAACGUGAGGCAGCACAGAGUAAAGAAAAUUCAGCUCAGGAAACUUUACGCAAGAUGCAAAGAUCUCUUAGGGAAGCUCGAGAAUCGAUGACUGAACGAGAGACCAAAGAAUCAGCAGAUACAAAUAGAAAGAGAGCACUGGAAAAGAGAGCAGAACAAGCUGAGGCCGAAGUUGCAACUGUUAAGGCAGAUUUAGCUUUAGCUUUGCAGCGAAUUGAUGAUCUACAAGCUGCAAUGACAGGCGAUCUAGAUGAUGAUGAUGAAUUUCAGUCGGAUAGUGAUGACGAUGAUGAUGGAGAUAGUGAUGAUUCUGUUAAUACUUUUUUGGCAAAUCAAGGAACAAGAAAUACUAGUGUCUUACAGCAGAAAAGCCUGGACUCAAAUUGACAAAACAUUUAUGAAAUUAACUGAAUGAAGUUCCCACCAAAAACAUGAUUUUAUUGACCAAACAAAAUUUGUAAAGAUAAUUUAUUUGUGAAUUAUAUUAGUAGUAUUAUUAUUUUGAUUUCGCAUUUAUUGUGAUUAUUCCGUUUGUCAUAGCUCUCUAUUAUAUCUUUUUCCCCCAGUCUUCCAAAGGACAAGACUAUGAACAAGAAAUCAUAUUAUUUGUUAACCGUCCAUUGAUGACAUUAUGUCAUUAUUAUUAUUUAUGUUUAUUAUGUUAAAUAUAUUAUGACGUAUAUUUGUAACUUUUGUACUGAAUUUAUGAAAUUAUUAUGUAUUGUGUAAUAAAUGUUGAUUUUUUUUCUA
Messenger RNA from Daktulosphaira vitifoliae (grape phylloxera), 6740 nucleotides. Its product is annotated as unconventional myosin-XVIIIa-like. Gene Ontology annotation, cellular component: myosin complex. The transcript is spliced from 23 exons. The coding region runs from base 459 to 6377 and encodes 1972 amino acids. The record is from RefSeq and is a predicted model, not a curated record. Gene Ontology annotation, molecular function: protein binding; ATP binding; cytoskeletal motor activity. Lineage: Eukaryota; Metazoa; Arthropoda; Insecta; Hemiptera; Phylloxeridae.